AUGGUUAACAUAAUCAUCUUAUUUUCUCUUAAACUCGUUGUAAUUUUCCAUAUCAUAUUUCCAUUAUCAGCAACUGCAGUUACUUAUAAUGUUCUAAACUUUGGAGCAGAACCAGAUAAAGGAACGGAUUCGACUGAAGCUUUCUUGCAAGCAUGGUCUUUAGCUUGCAGUUCUAUAGCACCUGCAGUGAUGUGGAUACCUAGUGGAACUUAUUUGGUUAACCCAAUAGCUUUUAGUGGUCCUUGUGAAAGUGCAGGAGUUACAGUUCAAAUUGAUGGUAAAAUUCAGGCGCCUCAGGAUAUUGGGAAUCAUAACAAUUGGGUUUUGUUCGAAGACAUCAAUAGCUUAACCGUUAAUGGUGGGAUUCUAGAUGCGCGCGGAUCUCAAUUUUGGGAUUGCAAGAGGUCUGGUACAUACUGCCCAGAGGGUGCUACGUCCCUAUCGUUCAACAAUGUUGAAAAUGGCACAGUCAGCGGUAUUGUAUCCGUUGAUAGCCAAAGAGCUCAUAUGGCCAUCAAUGAUUGCAAAAGUUUGUUGAUUACAAAUGUGACUCUUAUUGCACCCCGUCAGAGCCCCAACACAGAUGGUAUUGACAUAGAAUCAUCAACUGCCAUAGAAAUCAUUGAUUCAAGCAUCAGAACAGGUGACGAUUGUAUUGCAAUAGGCCCCGGCACCAAUAAUCUAUUGGUUCAAGGCGUAGCAUGUGGACCUGGACACGGGAUCAGUAUUGGAAGUUUAGCUAGAAGUCCGGAUGAAGCAGGGGUUGAAGGAAUUACAGUAAAGGAUGUAACCUUCACUGGGUCGGAAAAUGGAUUACGGAUAAAAACAUGGCCGAAACCAAGUGAUGGUUUUGUUAAGAAUGUUCUUUAUCAAAAUAUAGUCAUGAACAAUGUUCGGAACCCUGUCAUUAUUGAUCAGAACUAUUGCCCCGGUAGCAAAGGCUGCUCUGACCAGAGUUCUGGACUCAAGAUCAGUGGGGUGACGUACUUAAAUGUGAGUGGAACAUCAGCAACACCAAUCGCCGUUACAUUCGAUUGCAGUGCCACUACCCCGUGCGAUGGAAUCAAAUUAGAAAACGUCAAUCUCACUUAUUUAGAGCAACCUGCUAAGUCCUUCUGUUUCAGCGCACUCGGAACAUCAUCAGUGGGACAACUUGGAACAUGGUCAUCCGUAGGACGACCCUCUGCUGGGAGUUGUUUCUAGUCUAAUUCUCAUUCAGUUUUUGUGUUGUGUAUAUAAU
Papaver somniferum (opium poppy) is the source of this 1240-nucleotide messenger RNA. Its product is annotated as polygalacturonase-like. Gene Ontology annotation, molecular function: polygalacturonase activity. The record is from RefSeq and is a predicted model, not a curated record. NCBI's taxonomy places the organism in Eukaryota, Viridiplantae, Streptophyta, Magnoliopsida, Ranunculales, Papaveraceae. Gene Ontology annotation, biological process: carbohydrate metabolic process. The transcript is spliced from 4 exons. Bases 1 to 1203 code for a protein of 400 amino acids.